AUGGCAAAGGAAAAGGCAGCUGCCAAUCUUGGUAGCUUGAUUGAUUUGGAAACUGAUCCUCAGCCUCAACAGGCACAACAAACAGAUCCACCUAAAGAGACUUCCAAUACCUCAACUCCACCUUCCUCAGCAGAUAAAGUUUCCAGUUUGAAUUUACUGGAAUCGUUGUUUAUUGACAUGUCAACUCCAGCAGUUGCGUCGACAGAAACACCAGCUGCUACUGAAGCAACAUCAGUUGCAACUGUAGUUUCUAGUGGUUUUGGACCUACAGUGGCUUCGCCCGAAAGUACCCAAGCGUUGCCUGGACCUAAUGAUUCCACUGAAAAAAUAACCAAUGGACAACAGACGCGAUCGAUCAAUAAUAAGCUUUCUGCAGUGGCUAUGGGGAUCAAUAGCUCCAGUAUUCAACAGAGUACUGCAUCAUUUGAUGCUUUAUAUGGUCAGCAAAAUACUGGAAAACCUACAGGAAAUGCUGAAGCACCAACUGCAAAUCAAGCUGCCUCUGUGACAACAAAUGAUCCAAAAUCUGUAGGAAGAAAAGAACUCCCAGCGGACCUUUUCACAUCAUGCUAUCAUCCUACAGCUGUUCCGGGUUGGCAAUUUCGCCCUCACGGCAUGCAAUACCAUCCGGCUGCAAUGUCAAUUCCAGCUCUCCCAAACUCCGCAAAAUCAAGAAAUCCAUUUGAUAUUGGUCAAGACGGCCCUCAAGUUCAAGCCCCAGAGUUCCCGUCCAUGUUAACUAUGCAAGCAGCACUGCCAACUGUUUCAGCUCCAAUAAGUGUACAGCCUCAGCAACUGCCUUAUGCUUUUGCACUGCCUCCACAAACAGCUAAUUAUGGAAUGACAAUUUCUGGAGUUCCUGCAGGACCAUAUGUAGGACAACAGAUACCGAACAACAUGGCCCUUACCGUACCACAAGGGAAUACUAGCAUUGGCAAAGAUGAAGCCGCCUUCGCUUCCCUAAAUCCUCUUCAACAGUCCAAUGGCACAUAUCCAACGCCUGCUACAUCGAAUAGCUUUUCAUCUGGGGGAGGAAAUCCAUUUGGAUAAUUGAAAAAGAAACAUACAAGACUUCACUUGUUCCAGUUUCUUUUAUCCCACCACUCACAUAAUCUUAGAGAAGCUAGUAUCAGUCGGUUUGGUUAAAGCUAUGCUGCUCGAAUCCUCCAAAAAUGCUGGCGUACUAGUGUAAGAUCCUCCAAAAUAUAUAACUUUUUAAAAUCUGAUACGGGUGCGGGGGCUUUUUAGGAUGAUCCAAGCAAUAUGGGUUAAAAGCGUACAUAUAGCAAGUAAUAUAAAUUGAAAUGUGUAGCUAUUGGUUGUAUAUAUCUGGACUGAUUUGUACUUGGGUAAAUUGUGUACAUUUUUUGACUGGACGAUGUACGUUGGUCUUUUUGCACUUCUCCUUCUGUAUGCUUUUUAUGUGUAGUUUAAGGUUUUGACA
Nicotiana tabacum (common tobacco) is the source of this 1444-nucleotide messenger RNA. The record is from RefSeq and is a predicted model, not a curated record. Lineage: Eukaryota; Viridiplantae; Streptophyta; Magnoliopsida; Solanales; Solanaceae.